Triticum turgidum subsp. durum (durum wheat) is the source of this 570-nucleotide messenger RNA. The record is from the annotation of a GenBank genome assembly. Lineage: Eukaryota; Viridiplantae; Streptophyta; Magnoliopsida; Poales; Poaceae.
AUGGCAGCGGCACGCGGCGGCGGAUCGGCGGCGAGGGUCGGCGACUGGGACGUCGAGCUCGGGCCCGGCUGGGACUGGCGCUCCAUCCCGCAGCUGCUCUCCUCCGCCUGCAUCUUCAUCUGCUCCGGAGGCUGUUUUGGAUGCUGUGAGAAGGCCGCAAAACACGUAGGCGAUCUUUCCAAGAGCUUAAUGGCCCAUGCCCAGAAUCCCACGGUGGCAGAGGAAUUUUGGAGUACGACCACCAUCGAGGUUGAUCCGGCAGACCUACGAGCACCAUACAACACAUCCUCUUGGGACCUUGAUCUGCAUGGAGUGGGAAGCAGCCAUAACCUGGGCGACUCUGCUAAUCAUGGUUUUUCUCUUUGGCAACAAACUAGGGAUGAGUGGACUGAGAAUACAAGGUUAAGGCAAGAACCUGUGGUGAAGCAGAUCCAGGAACCAGUGUUGAGUUGGAAUGCAGCGUAUGAAAGUUUGCUUGGAUCAAAUAAACCAUUCCCUCAGCCCAUCCCUCUACAUGAGAUGGUUGAUUUCCUCGUGGACAUCUGGGAGCAAGAGGGACUGUAUGACUAG